Messenger RNA from Scylla paramamosain (green mud crab), 3498 nucleotides. RefSeq names its product oocyte zinc finger protein XlCOF6-like. Gene Ontology annotation, molecular function: DNA-binding transcription repressor activity, RNA polymerase II-specific; RNA polymerase II cis-regulatory region sequence-specific DNA binding. The record is from RefSeq and is a predicted model, not a curated record. Gene Ontology annotation, biological process: regulation of transcription by RNA polymerase II. Gene Ontology annotation, cellular component: nucleus; nucleoplasm. The transcript is spliced from 3 exons. NCBI's taxonomy places the organism in Eukaryota, Metazoa, Arthropoda, Malacostraca, Decapoda, Portunidae. The coding region runs from base 251 to 2404 and encodes 717 amino acids.
CGAGUCUCCCAGGGUGUCUGUCAGGAUGUCAAAAUUCAGGCAUGGGGCUCCUGUGUGGAGAGGUGGUGGUGGUGUGGUAACACUGCUAUGUGCUCUCUCUCUCUCUCUCUCUCUCUCUCUCUCUCUCUCUCUCAAUGGUUAUUCUAUGUAUUCCUAACCUAACUUAACACAGGCUAACUUAACCUAACCUAACCAAACACAACUUAACCUAACCAAACCUACCAUACUACUUGUAGUCCUUCAAGAAUCAAUGUCAAGAUCAAGGAUCAACACAAAGAUCAAGAUCCAUUGGCGCCAAAAGUCGUUUGUGUAUUCCGUGUCUGGUGGAGGGAACAGAGGCGGCGUCCCCGUGGUGCUGUGGUCAGUGGUCAGGUCACGGCGAGUGUGCGGCAGAUUGCGCCUGUGUUUGAGCUGGCCUGGGUCACCUGUGGCCACCUGGUCACCUGUCUACUCUGUGUCUGGUGGAGGGAACAGAGGCGGCGUCCCCGUGGUGCUGUGGUCAGUGGUCAGGGCCCGCCGAGUGUGCGGCAGAUUGCGCCUGUGUUUGAGCUGGCCUGGGUCACCUGUGGCCACCUGGCGGACUGGCGGCGCCUCCCUGGCCUCACCUGAGGGCGUGCAGCAGGACAGCAGUGGUGAGAGAGCAAGACCCCACCAGCAAGUCCAUUCUGCCCCAGACCCCUUGGGUCAGUGGUCGACAAGACCUCCCGUCCAUUCUGCCCCAGAGUCCCUCGGGUCAGUGGCUGGCAAGUCCUCCCAUCCAUUCUGCCCCAGAGCCCCUCAGUUCAGUGGCCAGAAAGUCCUCUUCUCCAUUCUGCCCCAGAGGCCCUCAGGUGCCAGGUCAGCAUCCAGUGACGGGACUCCCUCCGUGCAUCCUCGGCUCAGGCCCAGGGUUCCUGCAGGACCGGCCGCAACCAGGAGCAGUGUUGCAAUGGAGGAUGUGACUUCAGGCAGCAACAGCAAGAACAGCUGGGAGCAGCAGGCGACCCCAGGCGUGAGGACCUACACUUGUGACCACUGCGGCAAAGUGUGUUCCACCAAGGCAGCCAUCGCCAGACACGUCCUCUCCCAUGCCGGCAAGAGAAGACUGAGAGGCAGGAGUGGCCCCACUGAACACACUGCCACCCACACUGGCGGCAGGAACCACAAGUGUGACCACUGCGGGAAGACAUUUGCUCGGAAGAGUUAUCUCUCCUCACACAUCCUCACCCACACUGAGGAGAGAAAGUUCCAGUGCCUGGAGUGUGGGAAAAGAUUUACCAGGAAGGAUUCCCUUGACACACACAUCCUCACCCACACUGGGGAGAGAAAGUUCCAGUGCCUGGAGUGUGGGAAAAGAUUUACCCAGAAAGGUAGUCUUGAUACACACAUCAUCACCCACACUGGGGAGAGAAAGUUCCAGUGCCUGGAGUGUGGAAAAAGAUUUGUCCAGAAAGGCCAUCUUGCCUCGCACAUCCUCACCCACACUGGGGAGAGAAAGUUCCAGUGCCUGGAGUGUGGGAAAAGCUUUACCUUGAAAGGUGAUCUUGACAGACACAUCCUCACCCACACUGGGGAGAGAAAGUUCCCGUGCCUGGAGUGUGGGAAAAGAUUUACCCUGAAAGGUAAUCUUGACAGACACAUCCUCACCCACACUGGGGAGAGAAAGUUCCAGUGCCUGGAGUGUGGGAAAAGAUUUACUAGGAAGGAUACCCUUGACACACACAUCCUCACCCACACUGGGGAGAGAAAGUUCCAAUGUCUGGAGUGUGGGAAAAGAUUUACCUUGAAGUGUUCCCUUGACAGACACAUCCUCACCCACACUGGGAAGAGAAAGUUCCAGUGCCUGGAGUGUAGCAAAAGCCAGGAAGGUGAUCUUGACAAACACAUCCUCACCCACACUGGGGAGAGAAAGUUCCAAUGCAUGGAGUGUGGGAAAAGAUUUAUCCAGAAAGGCCAUCUUGACAGACACAUCCUCACCCACACUGGGGAGAGAAAGUUCCAGUGCCUGGAGUGUGGGAAAAGAUUUACCCGGAAAGGCCAUCUUGACACACACAUCCUCACCCACACUGGGGAGAGAAAGUUCCAGUGCCAGGAGUGUGGAAAAAGAUUUACCCAGAAAGGUAGUCUUGACACACACAUCCUCACCCACACUGGGGAGAGAAAGUUCCAGUGCCUGGAGUGUGGAAAAAGAUUUGCCCAGAAAGGCCAUCUUGCCUCGCACAUCCUCACCCACACUGGGGAGAGAAAGUUCCAGUGCCUGGAGUGUGGGAAAAGAUUUACCCUGAAAGGUAAUCUUGACACACACAUCCUCACCCACACUGGGGAGAGAAAGUUCCAGUGCCUGGAGUGUGGGAAAAGAUUUACCCUGAAAGGUAAUCUUGACAGACACAUCCUCACCCACACCGGGUCCCCCGAGUGCCCAUGAGGUACAAACAACUGCGGUCAAAGGGAAAGAUUGCCGUCCUGAAGAGAGCCCUCGGAUACACUGGUAACACUGCUUAGGGUGUAACUUUAGACCCCAGGCUUGGGGCCAUUGCACUCACCAAACAAUGAAACAAGAAAAUGCAGAAAACAGGGAGAGAAAGUUCCCAGGCCUGCAGUGUGGGAAAAGAUUUGCCCUGGCAAUACCAGUGGUGACUUGUGGGUGUGGUGUGGUGACUGGCCACAACAUUACUGCCACAAACCAGCUGGCAAUACCAGUGGUGACUUGUGGGUGUGGUGUGGUGACUGGCCACAACAUUACUGCCACAAACCAGCUGGCAAUACCAGUGGUGACUUGUGGGUGUGGUGUGGUGACUGGCCACAACAUUACUGCCACAAACCAGCUGGCAAUACCAGUGGUGACUUGUGGGUGUGGUGUGGUGAUAGGCCACAACAUUACUGCCACAAACCAGCUGGCAAUACCAGUGGUGACUUGUGGGUCUGGUGUGGUGACUGGCCAAAAGGUUUAUCCUGCAAUGUAAUGUUGACAAACAUCCUCACCCACACUGUGGUAAGGAAGUACAAGUGUGGUGUUUGUGGCAGUGUUUGUGUAGCAAGAGUGGGGUUGCCAGACUCAUCCAAACACACCUGUGGGGGGUGAGGUGUUGUGGAUGUGGUGGUCGUGUGUGAGGGACUUGGAGUGACUAGUGUUUGUGUGUUAUUACUUUGUACUCAAGUGUUGGAAUAAACUUUUGUUGCUAGAAUGCUGAGUUAUGUUGUUAACAGUACUUAAUGUGUGUGUGUGUGUGUGUGUGUGUGUGUGUGUACAAAAUGGCCAGUAUUAAUCCUCGCAUGACAAACACAGCAGUGGAUGACUGGAAUAGACUCAGUAGUCAGGUUGUUAGUGCAGAGUGAGUCAUUACAGAGCUUUGAAGUGUUAGACAAGUGUUUGGACAGGGCUGACAGGUGGAAACAGACAGGUGUGUUUUGUACAGGGACUGCCACGUGUAGGCCUGAUGGCUUCAUGCACCAACCCUUGUGUUCUUGUGUACUACUACCGCCACUACUACUAUUAAUAAUAAUAAAACACUUCAUUUC